Messenger RNA from Lonchura striata (white-rumped munia), 1680 nucleotides. The record is from RefSeq and is a predicted model, not a curated record. NCBI's taxonomy places the organism in Eukaryota, Metazoa, Chordata, Aves, Passeriformes, Estrildidae.
AUGGAGGCGGCGGGAGGCGCCGAGGACCCUCCCGGCGGGACCCUCGUGGUGGAGGCGGCGGGAGAGGCCGGCGCCUCCGGGCUCUGCGCCCGGCCCGGCUCCGGCUCUGACCUGGGAUCGGGAUCACCGGGAUCACCGGGAUCACCGGGAUCGGGAUCGCUGGCGCCGCUGACGGCCGGGGUGGAUCCCUGCAAGGACCCGCUGGGACUGCUCAGCCCCCAGCUGGGAUCCCCGGGAUCCUCCCCGGGAUCCUCCGCCCGCUGCCUGGGGGGGCGCCCGGGAUCCGCCGCAUCCGGAUCCGCACCCUCGGGGAAUUCGGGAUCCUACGGAUCGGGAUCCUCUGGAAGUUCGGGAUCCUACGGGGGAAAUUCGGGAUCAUACGGAUCGGGAUCCUCUGGAAGUUCGGGAUCCUACGGGGGUGGAUCAGGAUCCUCUGGAAGGGAUUGGGGAUCCUCCGAGGGGAGCCCGGGCUCCUUCGGGGGAUCCUUCGGGGGAUCCCGGCAGCGCCCCGGCUACAAGAACCCCGGGAUCCCCUUCGUGCCGGGGCUGCGGGACCCCGCCCGCAUCGGGGGGCACAUCCCGAUCCGCCGCGGGCCGGGAUCCGGGAUCCAGUCAGGGUUACAGCCAGGGAUCCGGUUCAGGAUCCGGGCCGGGAUCCGGUUCAGGAUCCAGUCCGGGAUCCAGUCCAGGAUCCGGUCCGGGAUCCACCCAGGGAUCCGGGCCGGGAUCCGGGGCCGAGGACGAGGCCGGGGGCGGGAACGGCUGCGGGGGGUGCCGGAACGCUUCAGCGUCAGCUCCCACCUGGAGCGGCACCGCAAGAUCCACGCGGCCGAGCGCGCGUCCUACCGCUGCCCCGAGCACCUGGCCGGGUUCCUGGCGGCGCACCGGCACGGGCGGCUCUUCCAGUGCGGGCAGUGCGGGCGCUGCUUCGGGCAGGGCGCGGCGCUGCUCAAGCACCAGCGCUCUCACGGCGCCGGCGGCUCGGCGUCGCCGAAAUGCCAGGAUGGCGGGAAGAGCCGCGGGCUGUGCCAGGAUUGCGGGCGGCGGCCGGAGGAGGCGGCGGCGGCCGAGAAGCCGCACGCGUGCCCGGAGUGCGGCAAGAGCUUCGGGCAGCGCUCGGCGCUGGUGAAGCACCGGCGCAUCCACACCGGCGAGAAGCCCUACAAGUGCCAGGAUUGCGCCAAGGGCUUCAUCCAGAAAUCCGACCUCACCAUCCACCGCCGCAUGCACACGGGCGAGAAGCCGUACGCGUGCCGCGAGUGCGGCAAGCGCUUCAGCGUCUCCUCCAACCUCCUGACGCACCAGCGCACGCACCUGGGCGAGAAACCCUUCCAGUGCGCCGAGUGCGGCAAGAGCUUCAUCCAGCGCUCCGAGCUCACCAUCCACCGCCGCGUCCACACCGGCGAGAAGCCCUACGCGUGCCGCGAGUGCGGCAAGAGCUUCAGCCGCAGCUCGCACCUCAACCGGCACCGGCGCACCCACGGCAAGGCCGCCGCCGCCGCCGCCGCCUCCUCCUCCUCCUCCUCCUCCUCCUCCUCCUCCUCCUCCGCGCUGCCGGCCGCGCCCGCUCUGCCCUUCCCGGCCUUCCCGGGCUCCUCGGCCGUGCCGGCGGCGCUGGAGCUGCCCUGGGCGCUGGCGCUGCCGGGCCGGGCGUUCCCGGGCUUCCCGGUGGGUAAUUAG